Messenger RNA from Hyla sarda, 2904 nucleotides. Its product is annotated as protein SETSIP-like. The transcript has 8 exons. Gene Ontology annotation, molecular function: chromatin binding; histone binding. Gene Ontology annotation, cellular component: nucleus; chromatin. Lineage: Eukaryota; Metazoa; Chordata; Amphibia; Anura; Hylidae. The record is from RefSeq and is a predicted model, not a curated record. The coding region runs from base 304 to 1791 and encodes 495 amino acids. Gene Ontology annotation, biological process: nucleosome assembly.
GGGUGCACGUGUGACGUCGUUUGUGUGACGUAGUUCGGGUGCGUGUGUAGUAGUCCGUGGUUGGUUUAUGGGGCUCCAGUGUGUUUUGGGGUCGAUGUGAAGGCGUCUGUGCUGUGUCCAGGACUGGUAUUAUCCAUGGGAAUGUGUCCUGGUCCCCUCGCCGGGAAGGUUUACCUCAGAGGAGGCAGACUGAGGGCUCAUACCUCAAAUAUUUACCUCAUAAACAGAUGGCUGGCGCUUGUCAGAUGAUGGGCCAUGUGGAGCAUUGGUGAAAAACUAUCGCUGCUUUAAAGUUCCUGCAACAUGAGCUGUCCAGAGAAGACCGGGGAGUGCUCCCCUCCACCAGCUAAACAGAGGAGAGUUUUGGAGACUGAGGAAAAGAACAAUGGCGUUCGUGAUCUACCGGAUAGUCAGGAAGCUGAAGCUGCUCAGGCUUUAUGGGAGAUGACUAAAUGGAGAGAGAAUGCUGAAGAGAAGGAGCAGCCAGGCAAUGUUAUUCCACACACUCCAGAAAAUGGCACAGUAGAAGACCCUCAUGCAAGACUACCUGUGUGUACACCAGAGAGGGGAGAUACAGGGGAAAGCGCGACAGGAACCCCUCACAUCCCUGAAGGUGGUGAAACUGGAGAGAAGAAUACAACACCAUCCAAGCAAGACCCCUUAAAAAGAGAUGCAACAGGAAAUGGCGAAUCAGAAGAUCAGCGGAGAAAAUGUGUACAGCCGAGCCUAGAGAUAGCAGACUCAGAAGAGCCUGCUGUUCUGUCACCCCUUUCCUCAGAUUCUGAAGCGGGUGACAACCCAUCGUGCAGCGAGGGUGAUGAGUGUUGCAUUGUUUCUGUUGGCACCCAGGCUACUAGUACUGAUCGCUCCCUGCAGGCUCUGGAGUCAGUGCAGCAAGAACUGAGGUCAGUAAAUGAGCGGGCGGACCGGGCCCUGCUGCAACUGAAACGGAGAUAUGGACAACUCAGAAAACCACACAUCCAGAAACGCAACUCCAUCAUACGUACCAUCCCGGGCUUUUGGGUCACUGCUUUUCUGAAUCACCCACAACUUUCUGCUAUGAUUGAUGACCGUGAUGAAGAUACAUUAAGUUACAUGAACAAUUUACAGGUAGAGGACUUUACACACUUAAAGUCAAGUUGCAAGAUAAAAUUUUAUUUCAACUCCAAUCCUUACUUCAAGAAUGAUGUCAUCAUCAAGGAGUUUCAGUAUGGUUCUUCUGGGCGCCUCACAUCUCAUUCUACUCCUAUUCAAUGGUGGCGAGGACAGAACCCAUCAUAUAGCGGCAAAAACAGUUCUACGCCAAGCUUUUUCAGUUGGUUUUCUGAUCAUAGCUUUCCUGCUGCAGAUCGUAUUGCAACAAUAAUCAAAGAAGAUCUUUGGCCAAAUCCGCUGCAGUAUUACCUUAUUGGUGAGGGUGAAAGUGACGAUCAUCCAGCAGAGGACAGUGAUCCAGACAACACAGAUGAUUGUGUUGUUAUUGUGGAUGACGAUGAUGAGGAUGAUGAAGAGGAAGAUGAAGGAGGAGAUGAAAAUGAGGAAGAUGAUGAAGAGGAUGAUGAAAAUGAUGUUCAUGAAAUAUCUGAUAAUACAGAAAAACACACAGAAGGUACUGAUAAUGAUGAUGAUGAUGAUAAUGAUGAUGAUGAUGACGAUGAUGAUGAAGAGGACGAAGAAUCGGUGCCUGAAGAAAUGGUGGAAUCAACUGUUGUUGAUGAGACAGACAACAUUGUGCUGGAUGCAGACGAUUCAGAAAACUCCUCAGAAGAAGGCGGCGGUGAUUCUGAGUAGGAUGCAAGGAAGAUGUUGACUAGUUAAAUAAUUAGUAGGUGCAGGGAAUCCUUCACCCAACUAGGAGGCAAGUUGCACUACAGGGAGUAAGGUUUGUAGGAAACUUGGUGAAUUCCACUGGCAUAGGAAAAAAAUAUACAAAUACUUGCGGGGCUUCUCAUGCCCAGCUCCACAAGCAUGUUUGAUCAGGGACAACCCAUUUAUACGCUUUUCUAGUUAACGUAGUGGGAAAGUGGACAUCGGCUUCUAUCCCAUUGCAGUAUCCAUAGCGUUUGCACUGCAAAGUAGGCACACAGGAGCCAAAUACUGGAUUUGUUAAGGAUGAACUCUAAUUUAAAAAAAAGAAGCUAUUUUAUCAGUGAAUUUUAAGAGUUUUCUUUUUUAGAUAAAUAGAUAUUUGCAUUUUUUAUAAUUCAGGUUUUUAUUUUUUUUUUUUUUUAUUUUUUUUUAUUUUUUUUUUUUAAAGCUUAAUAUGUUAAAUUGGCACCAAGAUGUGCCACCAAAAAAUAGAGGGGAAAAAAACAAAAAAAAAACAUAACCCCACAAAGCACCAAAUAGUGCUCGGCAGGCCACAGUGGGUAAGCUUUUUCAUUUCUUUUUUUCUUUGAAUACACACAGAGAAGAUCUCUAAAUACAGGGUCGGUCUUUUCAUCGGGCAGUUAUAUUUAUGACUUCAUUGCAGUUCAUUCCACAUCCGUGUCGUCUGCUGUGGUCCUCAACCAUAUUUCUCCAUGGCAAAGCUCUCUCUUUACAAACCCCGACGCUUCAUCACAUGGACUACACCUUUAAAACCUCAGUCCCGUCUUACUCCAUUGACACUUAGCAAAGCUGUGUUUCUCCUAGCACAAUAGUGUGUACACUGGCUUAGUGUGUAUGUGUGUAUUUAUAGAAAGAGAGUUGAUUGCUAAAGAACUUGGAUUACCAUUCUGCUUGUGUGCUUAGUAGGAUGUGGUACAGCAACGGUGGUUCAACGUCCACAGUGUCGAGCGCUGUAAGUAGCUGCAGCAUUUUAGCAGAGGCACAAUCCUGUUAUAUGUUGUAAUUCACAUGCAGAGAUAUUUUAAUAUUUGUGAAGUCUUCUUUAUUGAGACAUACUCACAAGUAAGGGUACAG